ACGAGUGUUUAUGGUAUAUCACCGGUGCAACCUCGUCAGUUGUCCGGAAGCAAACGUCUAUCAGCAAUUCAAACACUCCAACAGUAACUUAACACUGCAAACUAAGCGUGGUUAGUGAGUUUUGUAGCCAUGUCGUUCGAACUCGCUUUUGGUUCUCGUGUUGCCUCCAUUAUGGAAGCUUUGACAGAAAAAGCCGUGCAAGACAUCUGUCAACUUAUGGGAGAAACGUAUGCUGCUCUUCGAGUGGAAAUGUUGCAAGAACAAAAUCAAAGUUCGAUAAAGUUACAGUCGAUUGCAAAUAACAUCGAGAAGGAGAAGCCAGCGAACUGCAUGGAGAUCAUUCAAAAACCAGCUUCCCCAACAGGUUUGAGAGACUUCCCAGUCGUGGAGCAAAUCCUCAAUGAACAAGAGGCCAAUGGUCUUUGGCUAGAAGGUCACCUUACUGUUGAAGACGAAGGUCCACUGUCACUGGUACCAGAGGAAGAACAGCCAUCACAGGCUUUUGGUCAGAUGACAGACAUGGGGGUGGAGACAUGGCCUGCACCACCUGUCAUAAAACAGGAGGAAAUGGAUGAUGACGACAUGGAGUCUCAAGGUUAUGGCAAGGAUAUUCAAGACACUCACAAGGCCAACCAGAAUAUUACAGGAGAAAGUGAUGAGGAAGAGAGAAGUCAAGCCUCUGGGGGAUCCAGAGAACUUGGACUCGAUGACUUCAAGAGAGAACAGAUUCCAUUGCUGGUGUCAGCUGAGGAUGCUCCGGCACCCACGAAGAAGAAAUGUAAUAAAAGGUACAGCUGUGAAAUAUGUGGAAAGACCGAGAGAAGAAAACGCAGAAUGACAAGUCACAUGAUAACACACACAGGGCUGCCCUUUAGCUGUGAUAUCUGUGGUGAGAAAUUCAAGUUUCAGAAUUAUUUGAACAGACACCAGCGAUCCAAACACACAGUGAAAACCUACAGUUGCUCUGUGUGUGAAAAAACCUUCCGGCAGGCCACAUCUCGCGACAGGCAUGAGCGUGGUCACGCUGGAAAAAACUAUUGGUGCUCAAACUGUGGUGAGAUGUUCAGGGAGCGCGGGGAUCGUGACGCGCACGAGUGCAUUGAUUACAAAGGAGAACGUCCCUUCAGCUGUUCCGAGUGCAGUGAAGCUUUUCAAAGGCAGUACCAUCUCAAAAGACACCAGCUGGAAAAACACUCUCUAAUGGUGGAGCAGACUGUCGACCCAGAAAAUAGAGUUGAGGAGAAAAGCGAAAAACCCUGCAGUUGCUGUGUGUGUGGAAUGAUGUUUGUAUAUCCUAAAUCGCGGGACACUCAUGAACGUAAACACAUUGGAGAAGACUACUGGUGCUCAGGAUGUGGCAAGACGUUCAAAGAACGCCAGGGUCGCGAUACGCACGAGUGCAUUGUUUACAAGGGAGACCGGCCCUUCAGAUGCUCCGAGUGCAAUGAGGACUUUGAAAGACAGUACCUUCUCAAAAGACACCAGCUCGAAAAACACCCUCUUAAUGGUGGACCAGCCACAUCCCAGACAUGAUACAUUGUUUUGUAUGGUUGAAAAAAAAUAAUGACCAUGCCCAGACCUAAUUGCUCACACCCCCCUCAGCCCCUGCCUCAAACUCCACCAUUUUGUCUCUCUCCAUUGUUCAACAUUUAUUUAUGUUGUAAUACUUCUGACAGCACACUUUCUAACUCUGCCUGUAACCUUUGGAUUUUAUAGCAUUCCCAGAAGGUAUGGAUUGUCAAUUUUAAAUAUUAUUCAUUACUACAUUUAGCUAACAUUACAUAGUUUAUCUAGAGAUUCUUACCCUUGCCUUGAUUUGGCAUUCCAGAUCAUCAUGGUAUUUGUAGUUUAUGAUACACAUUAGCAACUAAUUAGCGUUUCAUUUAGGG
Molecule: messenger RNA, 1889 nt
Organism: Oncorhynchus tshawytscha (Chinook salmon)
Lineage: Eukaryota; Metazoa; Chordata; Actinopteri; Salmoniformes; Salmonidae
Product: zinc finger protein 135-like
Exons: 4
Coding region: 130-1533 (467 amino acids)
Biological process (GO): regulation of transcription by RNA polymerase II
Cellular component (GO): nucleus
Molecular function (GO): DNA-binding transcription factor activity, RNA polymerase II-specific; RNA polymerase II transcription regulatory region sequence-specific DNA binding
Source: RefSeq, a predicted model, not a curated record